AUGGCUAGAUUGCAGCAGAAGAUUGCUGUAAAGAACCCGGUCGUAGAGCUAGACGGAGAUGAGAUGACAAGGAUCAUAUGGAAGAAGAUCCGAGAGGAGCUCAUCUUGCCUUAUCUAGAACUAGAUAUCAAGUAUUACGAUCUAGGACUGGAAUACCGUGAUGCAACGAACGACCAAGUAACGGUAGACGCUGCAAAUGCCAUCCUUGAACACAAGGUUGGUAUCAAGUGCGCUACCAUCACCCCCGACGAGGCUCGUGUCAAGGAAUUCAACCUGAAGCAGAUGUGGAAGAGUCCAAACGGAACUAUCCGUAACAUUCUCGGUGGUACCGUAUUCCGUGAACCCAUCAUCCUCGAGAAGAUUCCCAAGCCCGUGCCUGGGUGGGUCAAGCCCAUUGUCAUUGGACGUCACGCUUUCGGUGAUCAGUACCGUGCAACCGACUUCAUUGCACCAGGCCCCGGGAAACUCCAGCUUGUCUUCACUCCGGAUAACGGAGGCGAGAAGACGACUCUGGAUGUUUAUGAUUUCAAGGGCAAAGGUGUUGCCCUGAGUAUGUACAACACUGACGACUCAAUAAGCGGUUUCGCGCACUCCUCCUUCAAGAUGGCUCUGUCCAAGAAGAUGACGCUGUUCAUGUCGACGAAGAAUACUAUCUUGAAGAAGUACGACGGUCGCUUCAAGGAUAUAUUCCAGGAGAUCUACGACACGCAAUACAAGUCGGAAUUCGAGAAACUCGGCAUCUACUACGAGCACCGGCUGAUCGACGACAUGGUCGCACAGGCAAUCAAGUCCUCGGGCGGGUUCGUCUGGGCGUGCAAGAACUACGACGGCGACGUACAGUCCGACAUCCUCGCGCAGGGCUUCGGCAGCCUGGGCAUGAUGACCUCCGAGCUAAUAACACCGGAUGGCGACGUCGUCGAGAGCGAGGCCGCGCAUGGGACGGUCACGCGGCACUACCGCGAGUACCAGAAGGGCAACGAGACGUCGACGAACCCCGUCGCGAGCAUCUUCGCGUGGACGCGUGGUCUGAUUCACCGCGCGAAGCUGGACGGGAACGACGCCCUCCGCCAGUUCUGCCAGGAUUUGGAGGCGGCAUGCGUGGAGGUGAUUGACCAGGAGGGGAUUAUGACGAAGGAUCUUGCGCUGGCGAUCCAUGGGAAAAAUAUGAAGCGGGAGCACUGGGUGCUGACGAAUGAGUACAUGGAUGCUGUUGGGAAACGCCUCAACUCCAAGCUUGCUUCGCGGGGCGCGAAGCUCUAA
Gloeophyllum trabeum ATCC 11539 is the source of this 1260-nucleotide messenger RNA. Its product is annotated as isocitrate dehydrogenase NADP-dependent. Lineage: Eukaryota; Fungi; Basidiomycota; Agaricomycetes; Gloeophyllales; Gloeophyllaceae. The record is from RefSeq and is a predicted model, not a curated record. The transcript is spliced from 10 exons. Gene Ontology annotation, molecular function: NAD binding; isocitrate dehydrogenase (NADP+) activity; magnesium ion binding. The coding region runs from base 1 to 1260 and encodes 419 amino acids. Gene Ontology annotation, cellular component: mitochondrion. Gene Ontology annotation, biological process: isocitrate metabolic process.